AUGACCACAAUAGACCUCCGAGAUGCAGGCCUGGGAGGGAAGCUGAGCCAGACACUUGGAGAUUUCACUGCCAUCACAAAACUAGAUCUUUCUUCAAAUAGUAUCAGUGGAGAACUUCCGGAUUCGAUGGCAAAGCUAAGCUCACUGUCAACACUGCAUGUGCAGAACAAUCAGCUAACUGGGACACUCGACGUGCUUCGAGAUCUUCCCCUGACAGAUCUGAACGUGGAGAACAAUCAGUUCUCCGGACCAAUCCCAGACAAGCUGCUCUCAGUCCCCAAAUUCCUACGAAAUGGCAACCAUUUCACCGAACCACCGACCCCCGAGUCCUCCCCAACUCCGGCGACUCCGCCACCGCCUCCGGUUCCUCCAAGCCAUGUGCCACCACCACCAGCUGCACCAGAAGAGCCUCCAGUCCUCUCUGGCUCACACCCACCUAUAUAUGUAAUUCCAGCUCCGCCACAGGACGCCCCUCCGAGCAGACACAAGGACAGAGUGUCACCGGCGAAGGCCGCCGGGUUCAGCAUCCUCGCCGCCGCUGCUGAGGAGAAGAUCGAACGGACUCCGAGAGAUUAUGUCAAGGCAGCAGGAUCAUCUUUCAAGAGCAGCAGCAACGGGAGCAUCGUGUCAGAUAAGAAGAAUGUUCAGCGCAGUUCAGAAGGCCCGCCAGUGCACCUGCAACUCCCUUUCACGCUCUUCACCGUUGCAUCGCUGCAGCAAUACACCAACGGUUUCAGCGACCAGGAUCUGAUGAGGGAGACCUGCUUCGGCAAGGUCUAUCCAGCAGAUCGACCAACGGGAAGCAAGAUCGUCCAUGGAGUCGCCGGGCUCCGGCACCCCAACGUGGAGGAACUCGUGGGCUGCUGCGUGGAGCACGGCCAAAGGCUGCUCGUCUACAAGCACUUCAGCGACCGCACUCUGGAUGACAUGCUGCGUUUCGAGCACGGGGCGUCUGAAGCUGGCGACACCCUUCGCUGGGAUGCUCGGAUUGCUGUGGCCCUCGAAGCCGCGAAAGCACUGGAGUAUCUUCAUGAGGGCGCCGGGAAGCAGGUGGUGCACCGGCAUUUCAGGCCUGAGCACGUCCUGAUCGACGGCGAGCUCAGAGUGUCGGUCUCCGGAUGCGGCCUUGCUCCGUUCGUGCUUCAGCUGUCGGAUUACUGCGGCGUGACGCUGAGCUACGAGCCGCCGGAAGCGGCAGGCGGCGGCGGCGCGGCGUGGACGCCCAAGGGCGACGUCUACAGCUUCGGCGUCGUGAUGCUGCAGCUCCUCACCGGGCGCAAACCGUACGACAGCUCGCGGGCGCGGGGCGAGAGGCACCUGGUGCCGUGGGCGAGCGCGCGGCUGUACGACCUCGCUGCGCUGGGGAAGAUGGCCGACCCGCGCCUCGCCGUGCCGCCGCCGCUGGUCAGGUCGCUGUCGCGCUUCGCCGACAUCAUCAACCGGUGCAUACAGCAAGAGGCAGAGUUCCGGCCUGCCAUGUCGCAGGUGGCGCAGGACCUGCGGCGCGCGCUGGAGGACGCGCGCGCGGGCACGGGGACGGGGUGCUCAUGCUCGGCUCGCCGAUGGACUUGCUGUGUCACCUCACGCAUGGAACGGAGCUGCACUGUGUGA
Miscanthus lutarioriparius is the source of this 1611-nucleotide messenger RNA. The record is from the annotation of a GenBank genome assembly. Lineage: Eukaryota; Viridiplantae; Streptophyta; Magnoliopsida; Poales; Poaceae.